AUGGCAGGAAAAGGAAAUGCUAUAGAAGAAAACACCACGUUAAUGAACGGUAACAAUAAGAGAGAUUCAGAGCCUGAAGAAACUUUGGCUCAAUUCCUUUACAACAAAAACAAAGGAACUGUUCUCGGCAGAACUGCUAAGUCUUGGUGCCAAAUUACCGUUUUUUACAUCAUCUUCUACGCAUGCUUGGCUGCUUUCUGGAUUGCUUGUCUCGCUAUUUUCCUGAAUACUUUGGAUCCCCAGGAACCUAGAUACUACGGAAAAGGAACUAUUAUUGGAAUUAACCCAGGAGUCGGAUAUCAACCUUGGCUCAAAGAGAAUCCAGAUUCCACACUCAUCAAGUUCAACACCAGAGACGAAAAUACUUACAAGCCUUAUAUUGACCAACUCUCUGGUUAUUUGAAGCGCUACGAAAACAUUACUGGAACCCGUCAAUGCCAAGGAAACGCAAGCAACUCAGAGCUUGGAGAGAUUGAUGUUGAGCCAUGCCGUUUCACCCUUGAUGAGUUCAACGCCGCUGGAUGUGGAGCCAAAAACAACUAUGGUUACAAGGAAGGAUCUCCAUGUGUCGUUCUUUCUCUUAACCGUUUAAUCGGAUGGGAGCCAUUGAACUAUCCAGCUGGAUCUGUUCCCGAGACUAUCAAGGAUCGUUACAAAAAUGGCUCAAUCGCUAUUUAUUGUGAUGGAACUACCGAAGCCGAUAAGGAAAACAUUGGAAAGCCAAAAUACAUUCCACCACAGGGCAUUGAUGGAAAGUAUUAUCCAUACAAGUUUGUACCAAACUACCAACAACCUAUUGCUAUGGUUAAAUUCGACAAGAUCCCAAAGAAUAAGCUCGUUUUCGUUGAAUGCCGUGCAUUUGCUCUGAAUAUCGAGCAUGAUAUCAGCACUCGAUUGGGUAUGGUUCAUUUCGAGGUAUUUGUGGAAGACAAGCCAAUUGCUGCAAGUUCCAGCCGAUAA
Molecule: messenger RNA, 960 nt
Organism: Auanema sp. JU1783
Lineage: Eukaryota; Metazoa; Nematoda; Chromadorea; Rhabditida; Rhabditidae
Source: the annotation of a GenBank genome assembly